This is a messenger RNA of Ruditapes philippinarum (Manila clam), 3120 nucleotides long. RefSeq lists its product as uncharacterized. NCBI's taxonomy places the organism in Eukaryota, Metazoa, Mollusca, Bivalvia, Venerida, Veneridae. The record is from RefSeq and is a predicted model, not a curated record. The coding region runs from base 63 to 2198 and encodes 711 amino acids. The transcript has 2 exons.
AAAAAUAAACCAGUUUUUUCUUGAUUAUGUCUACGAAACAUUAAUAAAUCCAACAUUUAAAAAUGUUUCAAGAACCUGACUACAGAGAAAACUUAUCAUUGAUGUUAUCAGAGGUUUUACAUGACAUUGGUGUCAAUGAAAGAAUUGUGAUGAGAAGGAGAAGAGGAGUCAUGCUGAGGGAGACUAUGAGUAAUAUCAGGUGCAGGUUAACUGAUCAAAAUGGAACUAACUUUUAUCUAGGGAGUCAAAGUGAAGGUACAACUACUAUAGGACUUCAUUCAGACAUUGAUAUACUAGCCUUUAUACGUGAUUACAAUAUAAUACAAGACUGGUCAGAGUGGGAACAUGGCAAGUUAAACUACCUCAUGAUACAGGAUGAGAACACUACCCCCGGGUAUUGUUUCUUACAACUACUAAGAGAUGAUGCACCUCUUUCUGCAACUGUCUUUCCUGAUGAACACCAUAUUACUGAUAGAAGAGGAAGAAUAUUGUAUAAAAACACAGUGAAAAAUGAGUUUCUUGAGGGUGCUGAUCAGCAGCAUGGACCAUCUAUUGUUGAACAAGGAAAAUCUGGACUUUGUGAUAGAGACAAAGUGAUAGCUUAUCCAUGUAAAUCAUGGCCUCAAUCAGCAUCAGGUUGGUUAGAUAGACAAGGUAUUGGCAGAUGGCCAACACAAGAGAUGAGAAGAUAUGGAGCCAGUACUGGGUGUUUUGUUGUUCCAACUGGAAGUAAGGUCAGUAUAUAUCCUGAAUUGGAAUGGAGAAUAUCUACAUCGUUUACAGAAAGAUUUCUUAUGUUAAAUCUAAAUAUACCACAAAUAAGGUGCUAUGUACUAUUAAAAAUGAUUCUCAAGUCCUUCCUCAAUCCUCAUGAAAUCAACAUAUCAAGUUUCAUGUGUAAAACAGUUCUAUUACAAUGUAUAGAAAACACAGAGUCAGGAAUAUGGAAAGAUAAUAAUUUAUUUACAUGUUUAACAUACUGCUUAUUGGAAUUACACAGUAGUGUACAGAAUGAGUGUUGUUCACAUUUCAUUAUACCGGAAAAUAAUGUGAUGGCAGGGCAAUUUACAGCUGAGACAAAACAUGAUCUUUCAAAGAGUAUUUGUAAACUUAUACAAAAUGAUAGACAACAGUUACUUAGUAUUGAUAUUGAUCAUCUUGGUCAUAGACUUCAAGUUAAACUGAACAGGAUACCACAUGGAGUUUACUACCUUGUACCUUCUUCACUUGAAAUAUAUGAAAAUGUUUUGAUGAGUGGAAAUAUAAACAUUGCAAAUGGCAUAAGUGCACAGCAUGAGUAUGUUAUAAACCAUUUACACAAUAAAAACAUUAGAACAAUGAAGCAAUAUGUAGGUAAAUUAAUGACCUUCAGCGAUAAUGGUAAUAGAUUAGAACAUGCUGCAUUCAUGUUUCUAGGGCCUCUUCUUUUUACCACAUACGGAUCUAUCCUAGCAUCAUCCAGCAUUGCUGAAAAUAAUCAAGUGUCACCUCAAGCAUUGGUCUGGCUAUCAGCUGGUUUAAACUCAGAUAUCUCAUCUAGCAGACUUAAAUUGGCUUCAGUGUUUUACAGUACAGGAGAUAUGGAGAAAGCUGAACUAAUUCUGAGACACACAGAACAACAAUAUUAUUCUUAUCCUGUUUUACCUUUCUGUAGCUGCCAUAAUCAGCCACCAGGAGCAGUAACAUCAGAAUUCAAAAGGGUAUGUAAUGAACAAAGUGAGGACUAUAUCAAACAUAUUACAGCAUUUUGUGUCAGAUUUAUACAGGGAGAGAUCAACUGUGUUCCUCAUGAACUACAAUAUGAAAUGUUCAGAUCUACACAACAUGACAUGAUACACAGACAUGAGUAUAAAGACUUUUGGAUGAACUGGGCGGUAGUUGAUUCUCUACCUUUCUUAUACUUUCUACAAUACAAGAUAUACCGUCAUCUAGAAAGACAUCAGAAUAAACAACUAGCACUUUGUAAACUUUUUAGAACAAUAGCAACAGAUAAAAACCUCAGACAUAGAGAAACAGCCUUCAACAUUUUAGGACAAUGUAUGGAACAAGAAAACAGACCUCAACAAGCAUUUAAAUGCUACAUGCUUUCUCUUCAACAAAGGGCAAGAAACAAUGCAGCAAACUUUCAUAUAUGUAAGCUCUUUUCUGGCUUUAUGAUAACUGGAGAAGCCAAUAAAAAUGAUCAAAAAAAAGUAUGAAGACCAUAUUUUCCAAUGAUAUCAAACAAAUUAAAAUGACAAAAUAUAGGCUUGCCUACAUAUAUUUUGAAAUACCAUAAAAUAUGUUAAAUUGAAAGAAUGAUUUUAACUUCAAUGACUUUGAUGACUGACUUUACAUUUGAGAGUUAAGAGCCUCAAGUGAAGAAGACGAUAUUGCUUAUAUAUAUAAACCUUUGUUUAUGAUAUGAAUUUUUCCAGGCCUUUAUAUACAGUAGGCAAAACUGUCAGCUAAAUAUGUAUUUAGUCUUUUAUUGUUGGCAAUAAUUAUUAAAGCCUUGUUUUAAAUAUGUAUCCUGUAUAUAUAGUCUUGUUCUUAUUUAAUAUAUGUACCCUGUAUAUAACAUGACGCUGUUUAAUGCACUGCUUGCUAUGGAAAAUCAGCAGCCACUAAAGUCUCAGGUCAAUAAGAAAAUUGUAAUGAUAAGGUGAUUUCUAGAAAAGGUCACACAUUCUUAAAUGCUAAGUAGGUCAUUAUGUUGGAUCAAUUUGGAUCAAAGGGCAUGAUUAAUUUAAUUUUCAUAUAUUUUCAUAAGGCACUGUUACAUGUUUAGAUAUCUUAUCUCUAAAUUAUAUGGUUUCAGACAACCAUUGCUUUACAAAGCUAUGUUAGAAAAAUAUGUAAGCGCUCUGCAAUUUAGAUUCAAAGGAUUUUGACCAUGGAUGACCCAUGUUCAAAACUGAGCUAGAAAUCAUCAAAAUAAACUUUCUGACAAAUUUUCAGGAUAUUUGUGAUGAAAUGUAAACAAUUUUUUCAUGAUUUAGGUUGUGUGACCUAGGUUCUGACCCCAGAUGACCCAUAUUCAAACAUGACCUAGAAACCAUCUAAACAACCUUUAUGACUAAUUUCAAGGAUUUUUUUGAUUAAACAAUACUCUCGACAGACAAGGUUCUUCUUUAUUUU